Molecule: messenger RNA, 3309 nt
Organism: Musca domestica (house fly)
Lineage: Eukaryota; Metazoa; Arthropoda; Insecta; Diptera; Muscidae
Gene: Brd8
Product: bromodomain-containing protein 8
Exons: 3
Coding region: 262-3237 (991 amino acids)
Cellular component (GO): NuA4 histone acetyltransferase complex
Molecular function (GO): protein binding
Source: RefSeq, a predicted model, not a curated record
AGAUUGCUUGAAGCUGAUGGCGUUUUCCUCAUGUCUCAUUCGUAAACAAAAGAGGUACUCGGGUAUUUGCUUUCUCUUUAUUAUUUAUCGGCAUUCCUUUUUGCCUUCCUCAUUUGUUUCGUUGGGGACGUCUCUCAUUUUUUUUUCCUACGCACCCAGAAGCAGAUGUACAACUCACGUCCAAACAAGAAGAUCAGAUCAAGUGGCAAUUUUUAAACAAAUCCACAAAUAAAAUCCAAUAAAUUGAAUCAAUUCAAUACUAUGGCUACUGUUCAAGAGCGUCUGCAACUAAAUCGUACCCCAUUGGAUAAAUGGUCGACGAGGGAACAGUUGGCUUUAGCCUCCGCUGUUUUGUCAAGUGGUGAUCAAAAUUGGAUGUCAGUGAGUCGCACUUUAAAAGUUCUAUGCGGAGGAAAUUCUAAAGACAAUUUGCAAUCACGUCCUGGCGAUUGGUUUUCGCAAAAAAAUUGUGCUGUUCAAUAUGGUCAUCUAUUGGAAGAUGUGGAGACGCCUAAGCGAAAGAAACGAACUUCGGAAAGUAGUUUGUCAUCAUCGCCACCGGUCGAAGCUCCCACUGAAGCCAUAGUUCGGCGUCUAACAGAAGAACGAAUGCAGGAAAUUAAACUGGAACUAAGAAGACAACAAGAGGAAUAUGCAAGCAUUGUAGCUGAAAUUAAAGCUUUGAAAACAGGUCGUUUGGGAGAUGAGGAAAUAUUACAAAUGUGGUCAGAUAUAGAAAAGGAACAGGAAAUGCUAAGAAUCGAAGAAAUGAAAAUGGAAAAUCAAUUAAGGGAGAGGGAGAUGCGCAAACAAGAAUUGCAAAGAAAUUGGCGUACAAGUGGUGGCCCUGUUCCCAGCAAUUCGUCAUCAUUGAGUUCACUAAAAUCCUCAACUGACACAACUGCUGUUGAUAUGGAUGUAGAGGAAAUUAUUGGAUCAACAAAACCAGUUACACCAAGUGGAAGUCACUCCAUGCAAAUUCCAACUGGAACAUCUCCACUGCUAACAUCACUUUUAAAGUCACCAACUGCGUCAAACUCUCCCAGUAACCUAAAUUCAUCUUCUGUUUCAGCUCGAGCCAGUGCUCCAACAAUUACAACUCUUCUUACCAGUGGUUCGAUACCAAAUCCCAAUCAACCUGCUCUUAUACCUGCAGGUGAUUCGGCAAUACAACUGCUAACAAGACCAAUAAGUGGACCACCUUUGGACUCGAGUUUAAACUCAAACACAAAUCAAAUAAACAUGAUAAGUCCAUCACAGUCAGCGCCCACCCUUUCUAUGUUAUUGGAAAAAAAUAAAUCUCCAUUGACUACGUCAACAGAACUAAAAGGUUUAGAAUCCACUGUGACUACUUCAACAAAUGCAGAAACCGUAAUUGUUUCCGCAAAUGAUUCCAAUAACGAAUCAAUACCUAUGGAUAUUGAAGAUGAUCUGCCGGUCACCACCACAAAUGCAGCGCAAGAUGCAGAUGACAUAGAUGAUACAGAUCCCAAUGAAGAACAACAACUGAUGGAAGUAUUUAAGAACAUUGGAAAUAUUGAUGAACUAGAUAUUGAUGUAUCAGAUGUUAUCGACGAGGAGGUUGAUUUUCUAAAGGGAGUAGAUGAAGAAGAAAGCGCUUUGGACGAGGCCGUUGGAGAUUUGGAACAAAAAUUGGAAGAUAAUGUUGUUUCUGAUAUUGUGGAAUGUAUAAAACAAGAUGAUCCCAGCUCAAUAAAUACAACAGUUGAUGUUAAGCAAGAAUCUUCGAUUCAACAGCCUGAAAGUGGUACUGAGGCAAAAACCAAAACAAAAACUGAAAUUAUAUCGAGUGAUGAUUCAAACGAUAAUAUACCCUUAGCGGCUGUAGCUUCCUUAGAGUCAUCCAAAGAUCGCAUUAAUGAUUCAUCGAAUGAAAGUAGUUUUUUAAAAGAACAGGAGGAGUCUGCAUUUCCAAAAAACGAACCAGCCGAUCGAGUAGAUACAGAAGAAGGUGAAUCUACGAAGCUAGAAAUUAAACAAGAGAUGUUGGAUGAACAUGAGCAAGCUUUAAUUGGCAAUGAAAAGUCCAACGGGGACAAUGAGAAGGUGGGCAUUGCCAAUUUAGAAGAUAAUAAAAAACAGGACAUAUUUGUUAUGCCUUCUACGGAGGACAGCAAAGCUAACAGCACUAUUAAAACGGAAUGUGAGGACGAUGCUCAGGGUAAUAACGAAGCAACAAUCGAAAAUGAUCCUAAUAAACAGAGGAAUGAGGUCGAUGAUUUAAAUGGUGAAUCAAAUCAUCCCCCUGAACAAGGUGAAAGCAGCGAAGCCCAUACUUUACAACCUCAAAGUGAUUUACAUAGUAUCGAAGGAAAUAUGGAUACAUCAUCAUCAUUAUCAAUGCUACAACCACCUCCAGCAAUUUCCGUAGCUGAUACAGAUGAAAACUCGUCAUCUACUGACAUAAGCGUUCAGACCCGUAAAGACGAAAAACUAUCUAACUCAAAGCGACAUUCCUCACAUUAUCAAAGAAAGAGUCCACAUGAUGCGAAGACUGAUGAUGAAAUGCCGAAUCCUUCUGCACAGAUGGCAGUUCCAAGCAGUAACAGUGUUGGUGGCUCAUUAACGCCCAGACCCACAGCAUUACGCAAAUUAAGGGAUCGCGAUCGUUCCGAAAGUCCCAUGAUAGAUGAUGAUGCAACUACACAAAGUGAUCAUUCUACAACAACUACAAAUCAGCGCUCAAGAAGGCGGUAUUCUUCAACUCCGGUAAUCGAUAGUAUACCAAAUUCACCAGCGUCCAGUGAUCGAGAUGAAUCACGUGAUCUGAGGACAUAUAAAAAAUCAUUACUCAGUAUUUAUAAUGUGCUACAAAACAGUAAGUAUGCUUCCACAAUUCAACGCAUACUAAGUGAUGAAACAACUCCCUACAAAUUGGAAGAAGUUUGCUUGAAACAAAUGGACUUUGCCAGUAUUAAAAAGAACAUAGAAUCUGGUGUCAUACGGUCCGCCUACGAGUUACAAAGGGAUAUUCUGCUUAUGUGUCAGAACGCAUUAUUUGUCACCAAGACCAAUUCCGCUGCAGGUAAAGCUAUCUUGGCGUUACAACAAGAAUGUCAACAUAUUCGUGAAUUUAUGCCGAACUUUUUAGAACCUCAUACCAAGUUGGACCGUGAUGUUCGAGACACUAAAUCCAGUGGUUCCACAUCUUCCUCCACAGGUGGAAGCACAUCUAAAGGAAGAAGUGGUUCAAGAAAAAGUUUACGUUUAUCUUAAGUUCUAGAGAUUAGAAAACAGAAAAUACAAAACAAUAAAUUAAACAUUGAUUUUAAAACCACAUAACAACAA